Molecule: messenger RNA, 2479 nt
Organism: Fusarium verticillioides 7600
Lineage: Eukaryota; Fungi; Ascomycota; Sordariomycetes; Hypocreales; Nectriaceae
Exons: 3
Coding region: 852-1955 (367 amino acids)
Source: RefSeq, a predicted model, not a curated record
ACCUGAACCAACUGAACCGCGUCCAUACAUGUCCAUAUCCGUACACAAGCGACAAGCCCAGCCUUCCGAUCCCACGCCAUACGACCUCCUGUCACUCCUCACUUGUCACUCACCGAAUUGAUGGACUGACCGACUGAUUGGACCCCAUUCGUGUUCCGUCGCCAGCCAACGACAAGCCUGUUCUCGCUCACACACGCGCAAUCCCAACACAUCCCUCCCACUAUUAUACGGUGCUGUCUGCCGCUGCUACAGCACAGCACAGUCAGUACAGCACGCGCUGCCGCUUGAAGCGCUGCACUGACGCCUUGACGCCCUGAAAGCGACAGCCCAGGUCACAGUCACAGUCACAUUCACAAACAGCCAUGUACUCCGCCGGCUACGGCUUUAGCAACAAUGCUGCUCCCUCUUUCAACAACCCUGCCCCACAGCAGCAGUCCGGAGCCCAGCCAGCCGCUCAGCAGAUGAUGUAUAACCAGCAGCAGCAGUUCGCCGGCAUGACGCCUCAAGGAGGCUUUAACCCUGGCGCGAAUCCUCAAAUGAUGGGUGCUGGUCCAGGAGGUACCAUUUCUUCAUUCGCGCGCAAUCUCCGAUCGAAUCUUUCACGACGCGCCUGCUUCCAAUGCUCCUGUAAACAGCUCCAGCCUCUUUAACGAUGUGUGGGCAGCCUGUGGUUGGGCAUCAUUAAGAAGAAGCGCGGCGCAAAACGAUAUGCGACACGGUAAAGCACUCCUCCUUCACACCUGACUAACAGAUUGCGCAUAGUGGCAGGUUUCCAACAGCAGUUCGCUGCUAACCCUUACGGUCAAGUCGUUCCCUCGUCGGUCGCUCCUCAGAAUUUUGCGCCAAAUUAUAUGAUGGGCGGAGGCAUGCAGGGCUUCCCGAUGAACCAACCCGGGAUGCCCCAGAAUCCUCAAAUGAUGCAGCGAUUGCAACAGCAACAGCAAGCGCAGGCUCAAGCGCAGCAGCAACAACAACAGCAACAACAACAGCAGCAACAACAGCAGCAACAACAGCAGCAGCAGCAACAACAACAACAACAACAAGCUGCUAACCCCGCUGGUAUGGGCCAGGUAUCGACCCCUCAAAGACCCCCGAGCGCCGCACAAGGAACACCAAACAAUGCUCUGCCUUCGCAGCAGGGUCAAUUUCCGACUCCUCAGCCUCACUCUCAAAGCCAGACCCCCACGAACCAGCAGCCCCAACAACCACAGUUGCAACAGCAGCAGCAGCAGCAGCAGACUCAACAAGCUCCGACACAGGCGCAAGGGCAGCAGCAGUCCCAACAACCCGUAUCGGCCGGAUUAUCGACACCGCAGACGCCAACCUUCUCUACAAAUCAAGGACCGGCUGCCAAUGGAACUUUAGCAGCGGCUCCGCUGAGCCCCGGUACCGAAUCUCGAGAUAAAGAACGAUUCGCAUUGUUGCUCGAUAUCAACCAUGAGCUUCUCUAUGAAUCUAUACAAAUCCAGGCAACCCAACAAGAGCUGAAGAAGGAGAGCGCUGCAGCUGGAAACCCUGCUGAUAAAAAACCGACAGACGAGGAGACGCAACUACAGCAGGACUAUCUCCAAUGUAUGAGGAGAUUGCAAGCAAACUUGUCGUAUAUGGCCGCACUUGCGGAUCGGAAGCCCGAAGUUAAAGUUCCGCCCUGUCCAGCAUACCUCACUGCCCCUGCCCUGACUCUUUCGCUGAAACUCCGGGCCCCAGCUGUAGGGCCUGAAGGUGCAGACAACAACAUCGACCCGGUCGCUGACCGUGAAGAGCGAAACAAUAGCAUAAGGGACCUGUAUUCAAGGUUACAGGCUGUCUUCCCCGGCAUUGACCCGAAGAGAGAACCAGCUUACCGUAUGAAUACACAAGGCGGCCAGAAGCCUGGAAUGAUGGGAAGCCAGGCCAGCCCGACAACACAAAGGACGCCCAAGAUCACGAAUAUGGGGGCUCCUCCUAUGCCCUGACGUUGACGGCUCAGAUGACCACUGAGUGACACAAAGAACGUGAAGGCGUAGAUAUGUUACAAGACUUUAUAGACACAGAUGGAGUUCUUUUGGGUCAAGUUGACCAGUUCAUCUAACGAAUAUCAUAACACUUUUUCUUCUUUUUUAUGUUAUAAGGACUGGCUUGGUCUUGAGAGCUCGACAAACUGGCAGAUUAGAAGCAAUAUUGCUAUGAGAAUAGCGUUACUUUCGAGGCGGUUCAAAAGGAGAAAUAUAUGUGUAGUUGGUGAUUUUGCUCAGGGCGUUGAGGAGCUUGCUUCAGGAUUGCUAGCAAUGAAAAGCCAAGAGAGUCUUGCCUGUAUACAUGAUUUUACGUUUAUUUUUGGCUACUUUACAUCAAUUUCGCGAACCUACAAUCUCACAAAGUAGUUUUUAUCGAAUCGAUCGAGUCAAAUUUGUCUACAUGAAACAAUGACACUCUAUUCGACAUUCAAGCGUGUGACAUUCAUAACAUAUGGGGGAUUUGUAUGUAUAUAUCUUCAAUU